This is a messenger RNA of Anisakis simplex (herring worm), 330 nucleotides long. Lineage: Eukaryota; Metazoa; Nematoda; Chromadorea; Rhabditida; Anisakidae. The record is from the annotation of a GenBank genome assembly.
AUGCAAUUCCUGUCUCUUGCAAUACUAAUAAUUUGGUGUCUCAGUAGUGCCUCAGAGGGACGACGCUUUCGAACUCGUAACUUUGGUAUCGAUUCAUUCUCUACAGUUCAUCACCUCUACUGGAAUUCUUCAAAUCAUCUAUUCGAUCGGUACUCAAAUUCAAUUCGUUCGGAAUAUAAUGAACGUGAUGCUGACUAUGAAGCACCAACUUUAAACGUGCGUCUUUUGGAUGCACUCUUCAUCCACUGCCCACAAUACACAACCAAACAAUUUGAGGAUCUCUCCGAGCAGUCACUUAUUUAUAUGGUCAGUUGCCGGUCUUAUUUCUAA